AUGACUUCGACAAUUGAUUCCUCUCUCCCGCCGCUAAGACCUGUCUACGAGCCAAAAGACAGUUCAGCCCCACGCAACGAAUCACCACACUUGGCCAAACUCAUCUCCACCCUCCAUCUCCAACAACAUAUCGAAGGAGGCUAUUUUGUCGAAACAGAUCGCGACGCCAAUCGCGUACCAAACCCCUUCCUCAACACCUCUCCCUCAGCGUCAGAUAGCGAGCAAACAACCUUCUACACCUCGACCGGCGCCACGAGAAAUGCAAGCACCAGCAUCCACUAUCUCUUGACUCCCGAGUCGCCCAUGGGUGCUUUCCACCGCAACAGAGGAAGAACAAUUCAUACACUACACCGAGGACGAGGUCGCUACGUCAUCAUCCACGCCGACGAGGUCAUGCCAGAAUACGACUCGCAUUCGGGCAUAAGGUCAAAAGCAAGAGUAGAGACAUUCAUCGUUGGUCAGAACGUGGAAAAGGGUGAGAAGUUGCAGUGGAUCGUCGAUGGUGGAAAAUACAAGAGCAGCUUUUUGCUGCCACUCGAGGACGAGGACCCCACCAACAACGAAGGCCUUCUCAUUAGUGAGACGGUCGUCCCGGGCUUUGAGUACAGUGAUCAUGACUUUAUGAGAAUUGAACGACUAGAGGCACUGGUCACCAAGGAGCAGGCCGAUGAGAUGAGGUGGAUGCUGAGAAAGGACGACAAGCCAGUCUGA
This is a messenger RNA of Aureobasidium melanogenum CBS 110374, 711 nucleotides long. RefSeq lists its product as uncharacterized. Gene Ontology annotation, cellular component: intracellular anatomical structure. NCBI's taxonomy places the organism in Eukaryota, Fungi, Ascomycota, Dothideomycetes, Dothideales, Saccotheciaceae. The transcript is spliced from 2 exons. The record is from RefSeq and is a predicted model, not a curated record. Bases 1 to 711 code for a protein of 236 amino acids.